Amorphotheca resinae ATCC 22711 is the source of this 1119-nucleotide messenger RNA. RefSeq lists its product as hypothetical. The transcript is spliced from 2 exons. The record is from RefSeq and is a predicted model, not a curated record. Gene Ontology annotation, molecular function: dioxygenase activity. Lineage: Eukaryota; Fungi; Ascomycota; Leotiomycetes; Helotiales; Amorphothecaceae. The coding region runs from base 1 to 1119 and encodes 372 amino acids.
AUGGCCACCGAAACCAUCACCCAAACCGCAUCACCAGCUCAAAUCGAUUCUCUAGAAUUCCCCAACCUGCCACCCUUCCCAUCCAAUGUCCCUAUCGCGCCUCUACACCGGCUCUCACUAUCGAAACUCCGCCGCGACGCUACCGAAUCCGAGCGGCUCUUCUCCGCCUCCAAAGAUCUCGGCUUCUUCUACCUCGAUCUGCGCCAGGAUGCCGAGGGGGAACGCCUGCUUGAUGAAGCGGAUAAGCUAUUCGGGCUCGGCCCGCAGUUAUACGACCUGGGUAGGGAAGAGCUGCAGAAAUACGAUUAUAAAUCGCUGGGGAGCUAUAUGGGUUACAAGGGGUUUGGCUCAGCGAUUGUUGACGAGCAGGGGAAUCUGGACCGGAACGAGUUUUACAACAUCCCCAAAGACGACUUUUUGGGAAUUUCCAAGACGCCGUUCGCGCACCCCCGGCUGCUCUACGACAACGCCCCUCUGAUCCAGGACUACAUGCGACAUGCCCACGCCCUCGUAUCCCUCAUCCUCGACCAUCUGAAUACCCACCUCCACCUCCCGCCCCACACCCUCACCUCUCUACACCGCCAGACCGAAAUCUCAGGCGAUCAGAUCCGCAUCGUGAAAUCGCCUCCCCAGCCGCCAUCGGACCUCAAGACCGCUUUGGGGAAACACACUGAUUUCGGCAGCAUCACCAUCCUCUUCAACCGCAUCGGCGGCCUGCAGAUCCUGCCCCCGCCCUCCCUGACCCCGCCCGGCCGCGAGCCCGAGUGGACGUACGUCAAGCCGUUGCAGGGGCAUUGCAUCGUCAAUCUAGGGGACGCGAUGGUGAAAUUCACGAAUGGGUUGCUGAGGUCCAAUAUUCACCGUGUCGUGUCGCCGCCGGGAGAGCAGGCCAGUGAGACGAGGUAUAGCUUGGUGUAUUUUGCGAGGCCCGAGGACGAGGUCGUGUUGAAGAGGUUGGAGGGCAGUGAUGUUAUCCCGCCGCUGCAGGAGGGGCAGGAAGAAGAGGGCAUGAAUAGUAAGGAGUGGAUUAAGCUCCAGGCGAUGAGAUUGCGGAAUACGCAGCGUAUGACGCCGGAGGAGAGGAAGAAACUGUGGGAAGAGAGUGGUAGGGGUACUUGA